ACAAGCGGCUGUGGGUGCUCUGCGGACUGAACUCCAGCAACCUUCGGAUCCGGCUUCUUUCGUUUUCGUUUCCCGGAAGGGUAGCGCAGUAAUCGGAGACCGCGAUCUCCUGCCUUUGCUUGCCAAGCCGGGAGGGAGGGAGAGAGAGGGAGGGAGAGGGCGGCGAGGAUCAGGGGGCAGAAGACUUGCUUUGCACCCCGAGCGCCCCAGCCCCCGGAGCAGCGGCUCCACCUUCCACUUCCCACCUGUAAUGCAGGUAAGUAAGAGAUGCUGGGAGCCCGUGGGACACCCGCUCUGCACUCACCGGACCCCCUGUACCUCCCCCCCCCUUUCAGUCCUCUGUGUCCAGUCUCCGGCGCCAACUCCGUUUUCUUUCUCUCCUCUCUCUCUUAACGCGCAUCCCAAGUUCAUCACACACGUGGUCCCCAUCCCUCUUCGCGUCCCGAGCCUCAGGUUGUAUGUACCUGAGACCCUCCCACUUCCCACGUUCCUCGUGGACAGUUUCAGCUCCCCAAGUCCUCAGAUAAAGUUUUCUGAGUUGUUUCUGUUAAUUGGCUUAUUUCAGGCUGGAGAAACUCUGGAAUUCCCCCCUCCCUCCCCUUCCCAGUUUAUUUCACAAGAGGGAAGGAAAAUAAGCUAAUGUUCUAGGAGAAGCAUUUUGGAGGAGAAAACGAGGGCCAGGGAGGGGUAUAAUCAACUUUAAAAAACAAAACAAAAAUGUGUGUUGAAACUUAAACACUUCCUUUUCUUUUUUCCUUGGCUGACAGGCUAAAGCUUUUCGAUUGUUUUCACCAAGUGACAAAGACAAUUUUGGGCUGGAGUAUGUCAUUUGUGAAUGUUGUGACUAGGCUGGAAGAGGAAAAUAACAUUUUUAAAACCCAGCAUUUAUUCUUAGGCAGUGAAGAUUGUACAUUUGAGUUUCAUAUAUGGGGAAAGUAAAGAGCAACUCGAGCUUGUUCUUGAGGAUGUAUUGCCACAAAUGGAGAAAUAAAGUGUUAGCUGGACAGUCUGAUUAAUAUUCUGUAGCAAGGGGGGGGGGAGUGUGUUUGUUUUUGGUUAAUCAUUGCUGUUGCCAUGCCUGAACAAUGAUUAAUUUGGAUCAUUAUUUAAUUUCCUCCUCUACAUUUCUCUAUUUUAUUCAGCUUUUUAAAAAUAGUUUAGAAGUGAAGUGUAAAAAUGGGUGGGUAUCUUUCAGUUUUAUUUUCACUGGGUGUUUGAAUCUGAAACACUUUUUAAACUGUUGUGUAAAGAGUGCCUUAAGUGUGGUUAAGGCUAACUAUAACAGCAAAUUGUCUUGUGGCACCUUCAAGACUUAUCAAAUGUAUUGUGCUUUUUAAACACUUAAUUAGAUGGAUGAUAGACUUCAGUUCACAAAAGCUUGUUCAAUAAUGUAUAAACAAUACGCAAUAAGGUGCUGCUGAUUUUUUUUUGGGGGGGGGGGAAGAUAACAACCAAUUAAUACAACUACCUCUUUGCUAAUUAAAACAGCUAACAAGCCAGUCUAUAUGUGUUCAGGCCCAUUUUAAAGACACAUAGACUUCAGUCUAUUCGGAAUAGACUUCUUAGUGUCAGUGAGAAUACACAAGUAUUUGAGGAUUUGAGACUUAAGUUUCAAAUACUGAUAUAGUAAAGACUUAAUAAAUCCAUAGAGACAUGGGUUAAUUAGCAUGAAAUAUGGCUAAAAAAUAGCUAUAGCAUCUGACAUAUCAGCCUCAGGUUAGCUUUUUUUAAAAAAGGUAAAGGACCCCUGACAGUUAAGUCCAGUCGCGAACGACUCUGGAGUUGCAGCGCUCAUCUCGCUUUACUGGCUGAGGGAGCUGACGUUUGUCGCAGACAGUUUUUCCAGGUCAUGUGGCCAGCAUGACUAAGCCGCUUCUGGCGAAACCAGAGCAUAGAUCCUGUUUAUUUCAAUGAUGGAGUCACUCAUAACCUUUGCUCUCUUCCAUCAAAAUCAAUGAGACCUAAACUUCCUUAAUUUUGUCUGAAUCAUUGCCUUCAGUUACAAAGUGCUUUGCAUUUAUUUAUAUUGCAUUUCUCUCUACAACCACCCUGGUAUCUAUUAUUCCCAUUUCACAAAAGGUUAAAAUUGAAGCUGUGUGUAUAUGCCAUAUAUUUAAAACACGCACACCUGAAUCCUGGGGACUGUAGUUCACCCCUAGUAGAAGCAGCACUCCAUAAAGUACUUAGUAUUCUCUGGUUUUUUUUGGGGGGGGGGGUGGACUUUAAAUGUAUGCUUUAUACAUAGCCUGAAAGAAAUUGCCUUGCUCAAAGCCACAUGAAAAACACUUUGCACAGAUGUAUCCUAUGCAUGGAGACUAUUAUUGAUGAGGGCUAUGGUUUCAAUGUCUGGAUUAAGAGACAUAUAGCGAUUGUGACAGCAGUGCUGUAGUCUCUAAACAGAUUUUUUUUUUGAGUUGAGAAGAAGAUAACUCAACUCAAAAAUGAAACAAAUUUCUUCUUCAGAUCUAAGUCUUGCCUAGAAAUUGCAUUGACAGAAACAUCCCUUCUGUGCUUGAAAUUUGGUGAAUUACUGCCAAAGAUGGCUGUGUACACACCAGAGUGUUAAUACACACAUGGGUCCCCCAGAUCUGAUCCGCCCCCCGUGGGGUUUUGUGCACUUCCAGCCACAUAUGAAUUCUUUAAGUUGAUUUUUGUCCAAGGGUUCCCAUCUACAUCAGUAGAUAGUGCUUGAUGGGAUGUAUUUGCAUGGUGUGCUGUUGUCCUCUCCCCCCAGUCACUAUUUCCCCACCCUCCUUGAGUUCUGGAAAUCCGAGGUUUGUUGUGGGCAGGUACUGUAUUGGUUUACCUGUGUGUGCCUCCUUUUGAGAUUCAAGUUUUCUGAUGUAUCAGACUUGCACAAAACAGUAGUUUUCUUUAAAAAGUGUGUGUCCUUCCCAGCCAUGGCAGUAGCUUGCCCUUCCAGAGUUCUUCAAACUUGAAGUCCGUUAUGAGCAUGCCUGCAUGUAUUGGUUUGCCUGUGCACUCACCAUUUUAUUAUUUUUAUUUUUAGAUGCAAGUUUUUUGAUAUAUAGCAGAUUUGCACAAAACAGUGGGUUAAAAAAUAAUAAUAUGUAUGCCGUGUGAUAUGAGUUACUCCUCACCAGCCUUUCCUGCACUGUAUCAUGAUCGAAUGGCAGCAGAUUAUAAUACAAUGACCAUUGCUAUUCAUAAAGCUCUGCUUUCCAUUUUUAUCUCACCCUCCCUCUGAGGGGAUCAAGGUAGUAUUUGUGGGGUUACGUCAUUUUAUCUGUGCAACAAAUCAAGGAUGUGGAGGAGGCUUGGAUACAGUAAGCAGCCCAAGAUCACCCAGUGAGCUGCAUGGCUUAAGUCAGAGGUCGGCAACGUAUGGCCCAUGGGCCAGAUGGGGACCACGAAGACCGUUUUACCGGCCCACGAGCUUCCCCUGAACCGAGCCGCCCGCUUGGUGAGUCCCCUGCCUGCUGCGCUAAACCAGCGCAGCGUGGAGACUCGCUGAGCGGCGCCGGAAAUCGUAUCUGUGCAUGCGCAGCUAUUGAAAAUCACACCUGCGCAUGCCCAGACGCUGGAAAUCGCUUCUGCGCAUGCGCAAUUUUCGGCGUCCUGAGCAUGCACAGAAGCGAUUUCCGGCGCCACAAACAUGCGCAGGUGUGAUUUCUGGUGUCAUGCUGCGCCAGCCCGGCCCACGGAUGAUCUCCGUGGGAGUGAUCUGGCCUAUGGCCGGUAAGCCUUGCCGACCCCUGGCUCAAGUGCAUGGCCCUGUCCAUCAUCCAACAAAUGUCCUUCUACACUGAUCUCAUCGUCAAGCUGCCAUCGGAACAGGUUCCACUUGCUUCUGUAUAGCACAGAGUGAUAUAAAUUUUGCAGCGGGGCAUGACUCAAACAUAGGGAAUCCAGUUUGUUCUCCACAUCUUCGGUAUGUUUCUCCUUUCUAAAGGGUGAAGUGGCAACUAGUUCUUCAGGUCCCGUGGCAACAUCUGCUUUGCCCCUGCAAUUCCAGCCCACAUCUGUUCCAUCCUUACUCUACGAGGGACAAAUCUGCACAUUACCAGGCUGCCUCAGUGAGUAGAAGGGUCAUGAUGUAAGGGACCAGUGAUCAAUACAAUUUUUAAAAAAGCAAGACCUGCAACAAAAUGUUGCAGUGUGAAGUGCUCCUGUUUGGAUACUCCAUUUCAUUACCUCUCUCAUCCGCUCUUCUGUCCCCCCAUAACAGACAGACCACACUCAUUGGCCAGUGAGCAUGAUCUUCUUUUUGGGGGAAGAGCACCUCACACAGGAUUUCCCCUGUGAAGUUUGUACUUCUGCAAAUCUUGAGUUCCCCCCAAGCCUCCUGAUAUCUCCCUUUUGCAGAUGGAUAGUUUCAUUUUUGGCUGCAUAAGCAAUGGCAGUCCUAGUGUAAAUGAAAACAGACAUAACAUUUUAGGAGUGGAGGGGUUGGUCUGAAAGCACUCUCAACAUUUUCUGUGCAAAGGCAACUUUUCUUCUGCUGGGGUAGGAAAAAAAACAUUUAUGGAAUUUUGCAGCUUUUCAGUUUGAAGCAGGAUGAGGAGUGAGGAGUGGAUGGACAAGAAUGAUGGCUGAACCAGCAUUCAGUAGCUUCCAACCCAGCUUUUCUUUAUACACGACACCUGUCUUCUUCGCCUAUUAAGGCAAAGUAAUCGUAAGAAUGUCUUGUGAUGUGAAUGAGAGAGAAAGCAGAAGGGGAACUAUUGUUAAAUGAGAUAUACACUCUAAUAAACUUUUCAUUCAGUUUUAGAGAUGCAGGAAAUAGAAAGCCUAUUUAAGUGCAUGUCUGAAGCCAGCCUGGCUCAGGGUUGUGUAUUGUGAUAUGAUACUUUAUACUAUGAGAAUGCAGAAUUGAUUAUUUGAUGCACAAUUCAGCAUCCUAAGGACCUCACCCUUCGUUUUCUAAAAAGCAAUUUCCUAGUCCACCUGGCUGUGAAUAUAGACUUGAAAAUGUAUAAGAACCAUGUGGGGAAAUCUCAGAAACUGGUUGGCGGGGGCGGGGUGGGGAUCAUUGCCUUGUUCUUUUAAUUUAAAUAUCAGUCUCCUUUGGUUGCAGGAAUCCAGCCCUCUCUGUGGAGCAAAGAUGAUGUGAGUCACUGGCUGAGAUGGGCUGAGAAAGAAUAUUCCCUCAGGGAAACAGACGAAAGCAAGUUUGAAAUGAACGGGAAAGCUCUGUGUAUUCUCACCAAGGAAGAUUUCAGAUUGCGGGCUCCUAACUCAGGUUAGAAAUGUUUCCCCUUAAUAACUCAAGGGAAAUGAAGGAUUUCUUACAGGCAAAGAGAAUUAGAAAGGCUUGGAUGCAGGUAUAACACUAAAGGGAACGCAUGGAAAUAAUGUGCAAAGCCUUUGCACUCAAAAGGUGACAACACCCAAGGGCAGGCGUAAAAUCAUUUUGAGUAGGUCAAAUACUUGGCUGAGUUUAAUAGUGGAUCUCAGUUUCUCAGGUACUCAGUAAACUGGGCUUCUGUCUUGCAAAGCAAGAUGGAAAUUCCUGACUGACUAGGAUGUCUUUUGAGUCACCAAAUGUGGACUCUUCUUCCUUGGAGGAUUUUAGUUGGAUGGUCGUCUGUCAGGGAUUCUUUAGUUGAGAUUCCUGCAUUGCAGGGGGUUGGACUAGAUGACCCUCAGGGUCUCUUCCAACUCUACGAUUCUCUGAAAAUGGUGCAUAGGUUUUCACAACAUAUACCCCAAAACUGCCAUUCAUGUUAUUUUUGGGGGAUAUGCAUAACGUGGGAUUGGUCUUUCUCUAUUUCUUUUCCCACAGGAGAUGUUUUGUAUGAAUUGCUCCAAUAUAUUAAGACCAAGAGGCGAGCCCUUAUUUCUAGCCCUUUCUUUAACUCUGCCCUUCGGGAUGCAGAACACGCACAGACCCAGAGCGCUCCAGAAGGUGAGUGCUAUGGAGUUGUGGAUUCAUCUUGGUCAAUUACCCUUGGAGUCUCACAUGCUAGCAGGCAGAAUCUAGACCUUAAAGGUGGGAGGGGGCAAGGCUUAGAGAACCUGAUCAGCAAAGUGAAGAUUCAAGUACAACCCCUGAUAGCUCCAGUUAAAAAGGUCUCAGCCAGUGGGACACAGCACGAAAGGAAAAAGAGAUGGGGAGGAAGGAGGAAAACCAGAAAACUUAAACACCAGUUCUUAAGAGUUCAAAAGCUUAGUUCUCUAACCACAGGACUGAUAGCCUGGUGCAACGAUGCCAGGAUAUUGGAUCCAAAUAAAAUAAACUGCUUCCUUCAGUUUUCUUUUCUUCUGAGAUAAUCUUUGGGAUUCUUCCCAUAGGUGCCAAAGUCCAUGCUAGAUGCAUAGUGCUAGGAAAGAACUUUAGCCAGUUAGUCUGUCAUAGUUGCUUUGGGUCCUGGGCUUACUUCUUGUUAUAAGUUCAUUUCAUAGUAUUCAAGUGACUGGGAAUAUACUGAAUGAAGCCCUGAUCUCCUCACAGGUGUGAGAUGUAAGUUAGAUGGUCUCUCAGCUGAUGGCCAUUCACACCCGACAGAAAGGUUGAUCAUCCCUACAAGUCUUCCAAGCCAUACAGACACGACUAGAUCUCAAGCCAAGAUCUUCUACAGCCCUGGCUCCAUCAGUCUCUCUGAUCAUAAUUUGGGGAUCAAUUACAGGGGAGAUAUUAUUUGCUCGUUUCCUGGGACACCAGCUCCAGUCAGUGGUAAAAUUGCUGGUAAGCAUGAAUUUUCUGUGAUCCUUAGCUCCAUUGUCAUAAAUCAGAUUAUAUUUGUAAUUUCUGUGGCACCUUUUCUACAAACUCAAAGCGUUUUAUUUGAUUUUUUUUUUAAAAUUGUAGACUGUGUUUCAAACAAAAUGUUUCCCAAAGAGGUUUACAAAAAUAUACGCAAAUAAAACACAAGACAAUUCCGAAAUAUGGGGAGUAGGCAGCGCUUUCAAUGGGAAAUAUGGGAGGGGUGUGUGGCUAGGCGGCACUUUCAAGGAAGAAUAGGCUGGUGGAAGGGAAGGCUUCAUCCUCUUCCCUUGCCCUGUUUUCAAGCUCACUGUGAAUAUCUCCUCAGGGCCAGGCUCUCAAACUGGAAGACUAAGCAAAGGGAAACACAGCCAGGGGACAUUUUCAGAGGAUAAUUGGUGGGAGAGGUCAAGCACACAUCCUACCGGCUUGCUGUUUGUCUCCUAUAAAAGCUUUCUUUGCUCCUGGAUUACCUCAGCAAACACUGCUAUGGGAACCUGUGUUUUGCUGAGGUAACAUUUAGUUCCUUUCUUAGCUGCAGGCCACACAGGGGCAAAUGCUGAACUUUUCACCUACUGAGAGUAAGAGAGGUCUGCUAUCAGGCACAAAAUUGCAGCGUGGUAGCCCUGCUCUUCCUCACAUCAUUGGCCACUUAUUUGUGGUAGCUUGGAAAUGCACCCUCACCUAAAGGAUGAUACAGAAUUGCCCAGUAAAGAUGCUAAUUUAUGUCAUCCUAGCUGAUUGAACCACAACCCUUCUUUUUUCUGCUAUACUACAGACUGCAGGUUACUUUGGGAUUACGUCUACCAGCUCCUCUGUGACAGCCGAUACGAAGCAUUUAUAAAAUGGGAAGAUAAAGAGGCCAAGAUAUUUCGUGUUGUUGACCCCAAUGGACUAGCCAGGCUCUGGGGUAAUCACAAGGUACCCAGUAAGCUUCUCAUGUGGAAUUACGUAGAUGCAGAUUUUAUUUUUAAAAAAGUUGUUUGGGCCGUCCCUAAUUCUGGUGAAGCAACUGAACAGAAGGGAUACUUGCAGAUUUAAAAACCUAACUAAUAAAAAUAAUGUAUAGUAUAAAUGUUAUUAUUGAAGCUGCCUUUAGGGUGUAUUGUUUGAGCAGGCAUAUGGGGAUAUCAGAUCUGCUGGUUGGUAAGAGCUCCUAGCUGACAGAGCCAUACCCAAGUAAGUACCCCUAGAGUACUUACUCAUGUGGGGAUCCCUUGAUUUAGGUACAAUGAUUAGGCCAAUUUUUUUAUUGGUAAAGCUGGAAGAUUGUCUUAGAUUUAAAAAGUGGGUAAAUUUAUUUUACCCUGCCUUGGAGUUUCCACAUUGCCAUCAACAAGUACCGUAUUUUUUGCCUCCAAAAAUGAAGGGGAAAUGUGUGUGCGUCCUAUGGGGCGAAUGCAGGCUUUUGCUGAAGCCUGGAGAGCGAGAGGUGUCGGUGCGCACCGACCCCUCUCGCUCUCCAGGCUUCAGGAAGCUAUCCGCAAGCCUUGCGAGCUGCAGCCCGAAGCACGGGGCGCACUCCGGAGUGCGCCCCAUGCUUCGCGCAGAUGUCCGCAAGCCUUGCGAGCAACAGCCUGUUCUGGGGGCUGGGGUCGGGGGAAGCUCGGGCUUCCCCUGCCCCCCGCCCCGCAAGCAAGCUCUGGGAGCGAUGGCGAGGUUGUGCAACCUCGCCAUCGCUCCCGGACCCGUUCUGGGGGCUGGGGUCGGGGGGGAGCUCAGGCUUCCCCGCAAGCUCCGGGAGCGAUGGCGAGGUUGAGCGCAACCUCGCCUUCGCUCCUGGACCCCCAGCCCCGAGGCUAAAAACAAAGCCAGGACAGCUAGCGGGAUCCAUCCCGCUCGCUGUCAUGGCUUCUUUGCUCUUUGGGGCUUGGGGAGGGAAUAAUUUUUUCCCCUUUAUUCCCCCCCCCCCAAAUAAGUGCGUCCUAUGGGAAGGUGCGCCCUAUAGGACGAAAAAUACGGUAUUCUUCUUGAAAUAAAGUCCACUGUCUAAAGAUCUCAGCAGGUGUCCUGUUCAAGCAGUAAACAUGGUUUACCAGGUUAUUUUAUUCUAAAUUCUUAUCUACAAUCUAAGAGGGAUUGGAAGAGGGGGCUUGGUGGCAGAGCACUAAAAUUCUAAGUGCAAUCUGUUUUAACUCUUGCUAAAAGGUUGCAGGAAUGGGAAAGAGCUGCUCCUGAUACAAUGAUGAGCCACAGCCAAUUGGAAUAGACAUCACUGGGCUAAAUGUACUACUGAUGUACACUAAGGCAGCUGUUUGUUUUAAAAAAUCUUAUUAACUCACACUUUCAAAUGAAGUUGCUCAAACCAUUCGUCGCUCAACUCUAUUUAAAACAGCAUCUGUUGCAAUUUAUUACGUUUGGAAUUGAGUGUUCAAGCAUCUAGUCCAGUGACCACUGAACUACGAUUCUGCAGGAAGAUCCUAUGGUGCUUUUUAGCUAACCUAGCUUAAACCAUUCCUAUUGCGGCCAAAGGAAAUCAACUGUCAGUUGAACAAAACCCAUAAUCUUUUGAAUUUACAGAAUCGCAGGAACAUGACGUAUGAGAAAAUGUCAAGAGCUUUGAGACAUUACUAUAAACUCAACAUCAUCAAAAAGGAACCUGGGCAGAAACUCUUAUUCCGGUAAGAAAAUAAGAGCUCAACCUGUAAAGUGAGCUCACUGGGGAGUUACUGUGAGAGAACUGCACAUUAGCAGGAUAGGUAUUGUUUGCUGCAUAGGAAGUGCUCUGCUCUCUAGUGGAGCAGGAUGAUGGGGGCAACUUGGUUGUGUCCCACCUGCAUCGGAGAGUUGUUGUGCACCACAGUGCAGAUCUACUCAGCUAAAAGGUAUGAAAUCUUUUGAAGAUUUGUUUUGCUCAGUUAUGGGACUUUUCCUUGGUGGCAAGGAACUCUGAGACAGCAGGGUUUGAGCCAAGGACCUUCACCCAAAAGAUGAGAUCCUUAGUCAGCAGGGAAUCUUGUAUGUGAUGCUGAGAUGCAGACCAAGUUGCAUGUGACUUCAAGCAAGCAUGCUUACUCUGGCCAUUUUUAUUUUACAGAAAAAUCAGCUAUGGGGCCCAGACCUACAGCGUGCUUCCAAUCCAAACUGGGGACCCAUACCAAUUUUGUGCAGUUUUCAGAAGACUGCUGUUGUUGGUCCUUAAACUGGACUGGAAGCAUGUUCUGGAUCUGGUCCCUCACCACUGAUUUUUCUACAAAAUGGCUAAGUUAAUCUCGUUUCCUGGGACACUUUAAUGUGUUGUUUUGCCCAAUGACUGGGGUUGGAAGUGGGCUUGAGAAACAAAUGGGAAUAUGGAUUAGCUCAAAGUGUGCAUGUUUGUUUCUUUAAAAUUCCAGAUUCCUGAAAACUCCUGGAGAGAGAAAACCUGACAAGUCUAGCGAAUUUGAGCAGCUGGACAAUGAAGAGCAGGAAGGAGAGGACUGGAAAGAAGAUGUGCUGGAAAUCUCACCAUAGCACAUUUGCCAAGCCACAGAAGCACUUAGAGGCUGCGUUGUGCAACGGAAAAGCUUUAAAUGACUGGACAAUGUGAAAUAAUGUUUCGGGGCUUGUGUAUUCUGUUGCUUCCUACAGCUCAUAUUAAUCCACUGGACCUCUGCUGCCAUCAGCUUUUAAUCUGCUGCUGAACUGUAAGCAAACUCUGUCAGCAUUUCUGUUUGAAAAUGGCAGUGCUCAGAAUCACAUAUCUAUAGCCACUGCCCAUCUUGUUGCUGGGUGAUUUGUAAGCCACUCUUUCACAGACCAGCGUCUUAAGAUCUAUAGAUCCAUAACCCUAUAAUUCUGUUAUUUUUUUGAUUUUGUGUUUGUGUGUGAACGCUCUCUCUACAUUUUAUAAAAGUGUAGUGGUGUGGCCCAUCUAGUACAGCAUCUCAGAUGCUCAAGGGAAGCCCAAAACAGGACCUGAGUGCAACAGCGUUCUCUCCACUUCCGAAUCUCUGCAACUAGAACAAGAUAACUUGCUUGGCCAAUAUACAAACACUACAUAAGCUGAUUGGGACAAUUAGACUUUAAAUAUUUUCACAUAUUUGGUUAAACCAUUUGAGUAGCAACAAUCGCCCUCUCUAAAGUGGAAUAUCCUGAAACUUGCAAAACCAGCUCCCCAGACUUUCUAGAGUGUCUACUCCAUGGGUAGGCAAACUAAGGCCCGGGGGCUGGAUCCGGCCCAAUCACCUUCUAAAUCCGGCCCUUAGAUGUUUUCAAUGUAGACCAGGGGCCGGUCCACUUUCCCUCAGACCUUGUGGGGGGCCGCACUAUAUUUUGAAAAAGAUAAAUAAAAAAUGAACGAAUUCCUAUGCCCCACAAAUAACCCAGAGGUGCAUUUUAAAUAAAAGGACACAUUCUACUCAUGUAAAAACAUGCUGAUUCCUGGACUAUCCGCGGGCCGGAUUUAGAAGGUGAUUGGGCCGGAUCCAGCCCCUGGGCCUUAGUUUGCCUACCCAUGGAGUAGACAGUGCCAGCUGAAUCACAGAAUUGUAAGUUGGUACCUAGAGGGUCAUCUAGUCCAACCCCCUGCAAUGCAGGAAUCCUGCCCACAGCUGUCCCUAGAUGGGCUCGAUUCACCAACCUUCUGGUUAAUAGCCAGACACACUGAUCCACUGCACCACCUGAGGGUGCAAAGACUUUGAAGCCAAUUUAAUAAUGACCCUGACAACUGCUAAUGUAGAUUGAAAUCCAGAUAAUGGUGACUUUGACAAUAUAUUAUUUCACAAAUUGUUUUCUUUUUUAGCUUUGACACUGUUUUCUAAUUUUCUGUUUGCUUUUUUACAAAUGGGGAGUGGAGUCCAAGAGAUAAAAUAAAGGUACUCUUUUAGCAUAAGCACAACUUUCCUCCCAGCUGCACAAAUAUAGAACACCAUCCUUCCAUUACUGUGCUGUGGUAGGAAGAAUCAAGUCAGUCUUCCAGAAACAUUAAUAGCAAACUCUGAGCCUUUUGCUUGCAAUUCUUCUUCUGUGAAGAGCUUUCUUUUUGAAAGAAAGAACGAGACAAAGAAAAAACUGCUUUUCUCUUAUCACUAUCAAAUAUUUAAUUUCCAAACUAGGUGGUUUUCAGUUCACCGUUGCUGAUAAUAACUAUACUGAACUCUGAUCUGGCUUAGGUUGCAUGCUACUAUUCCUGCAAAACAAUUAGUGGCCCUGGAUGAGAAUCCACAUUCAUGGCUGCAUCGAAAGAUGCAUGCAGCCAGUUCAGUAAGGUCUAGAUGAGCUCUGCAGUGUGGAUGCAGAUGCUCAUCUUAAGCAGUGAUGGCAUUAGUUAAUUUUAGGCUCUGGACCAAUUGGUCAUGCAGCCCCUCCUCCUCUCGGAUGGCAGUGUAUAUUGCUUCAUUUUCUUCAAAUUCUGGUAAGGCACCCUCCCUUGGGUUGCCUUUGGGUGGCUUUCCUGCUCAUUCUGCCCAGCUGGGUCCUGAACAUACACCCCAAAGGAACUGAUCUGAAUGUACGUUACUUUCAUGCAUGUAAUCUUGCUUCUCUGAUUUAUUCAGGUGAAGGGAGUGGCACCCCAAACUGCAGGGCAAGCCACACUGGGGGGACAGGGACCCAAAGUCUAUGCAAAGUUCUAGGGAGCAGUAGGAUCCUGAUAAGGCUAACUACUCCAUGCUGGUUUUGUGGCGGUGACUGUACCCUUGUUAGUUACAUUAGUGGCUUGUGUCCAGUGCAAAAUAAAUGAAAUGAAAUGUGAGACAGUGGUUGGGGCAACCCAGUCAGAUGGGCAGUGUACAAAUAAUAAGUUAUUAUUAUUGCUGGGGAAGAAGGGAGCCCAGAAACAGCUGCUGAUUUCUUAUGAUGUUGCUGCCCUGUGUAUGACUUUAGGAAGAUGCCACAGAUCCAGUGCUACUACUCUUCUAAUGCUUGUUUUGGGGUUAAUACCUCAGACCGCAGAACCUCACAUGCUGCAGCAGGAUCUCUGCAUACCUAUUAAGCAGAAUUGCAUGGUAUGUUAAAUGGAGGGUGGAGGAGAAUGUGGGAAUGAAGCUUAAAAGGGAACCAGAAUCUGGAUGGAUUUGAAAAGUGCAGGGCUGGGUUUAGGGAUGAAAGCUCAUUUUGCAUUUGAAUUCUAGUGAUUCUUAUCUGAAUUAAAUACAGCCUUGCUCUGUUGCAGCAGAAAGAAGAUUGUUGCACUGAUACCUAAUGAGGAUAUGGACUUUGUUUUUCAAAAUAGAUGGCACUAUAUAAAAUAAAACGAACAGGAAGCAUGAAUCAAAAGGAUUUGUUGAGUUUGUGAAUAACACAUUUUAGGCAUGC
This is a messenger RNA of Podarcis lilfordi (Lilford's wall lizard), 12904 nucleotides long. Lineage: Eukaryota; Metazoa; Chordata; Lepidosauria; Squamata; Lacertidae. The record is from the annotation of a GenBank genome assembly.